This is a messenger RNA of Linum trigynum, 558 nucleotides long. The record is from the annotation of a GenBank genome assembly. Lineage: Eukaryota; Viridiplantae; Streptophyta; Magnoliopsida; Malpighiales; Linaceae.
AUGCUCACUUGGCUCGUUUCUGGUGGGGUGCUACUGAUGGACAACGCCGCAUUCACUGAAGAUCGUGGAAAGUACUUUGCGCCAGUAAUCAUGAUGGUGGCCUCGGCUUUAGGGAAUUUGGGGAUUUUAAUCAAGCUUUACUUGCGAAGGUGGCUUGGCGUCUGGUUUCUGAUCCCACUACCCUCUUGGUGCGGUUGUAUCGUGCCCGAUACUUUCGUACUGGGCAUUCCAUCCUUGAGGCUUCGCUCGGUUAAUCUCCUUCAUAUGGCUGGCGGAGUGUUCUUUUUGGAAGGGAUCUUCUCCUCCAAGGAGUCCGGUGGAAAGUUGGUAAUAGCUUCUCUAUCAGGGCAACCACAGAUCCAUGGCUUCCAACAACACCCCCUUCUCGGCCUAUACUUCGGCAAGGAUCUCCUAUUGCAAGCCCUUUCGUAUCCGCUUUCAUUGAUCCUGGAUCCAAAAGAUGGAAUGAGGCAAUGUUGCGGUUGUUCUUCGUUGAAGAUUCGAUCCGCAUCAUUCAAGGCAUUCCGCUCUCGCAUCGGUCGAUUUCGGAUGCUCUGA